AUGGCCAACACGCCGGUUGUCAACCACUACUACAUCAGCGAGGAGUCUCAGGUGCCGGUUCCCCUCUUUUUCACGCCGAAUGUGUCGAUGGAGGCCCUGGCCCUGAGUCAAUCGAAGGAUACCUCCAGCCAUCGUGGCAAGCGCGGACGGGAGCUGAUGCGGCAUGAUUAUCGCGUCAACGGAAUCGCUGUGAGAACGGCAGGACCCACUGCGGCCGACAAAAGCAUUCAUGACGAUGCUAGGGUCGUGAAUCCGUACGAGAAGAGCCAUCAAGGCCCUGUGCGGCCCAUCUCCAGCGAGGAGGAGCGGUCUCACCUUGACGAGUCUAUAGACUACUACAGACGUGCGAAAUUUCCACGGAAGGAACCUUUGAAGUUGCUGGAAGUCGGAGGUGCAUUUGCUGAGAAUAAUGCCACUACGGUGCACGCGGAGCUGCGGCUAAUACGGGAGCAGCAUGAUCAGUUAAGCAAACUUGUGGAGGAGACGCGGGUAGAGCUGCAACGCAGUCGUGAGGCACUUGAACGCUCAGAAGAAAGUGCCCGCCGCUGCGUUCAGGAGCUACGCGUAGAGGUGGCGCAACUGAAGAAGCAUGUAGAGCUGAUGGACGGAAGGCAGUCGUCGCUGGAGGGGACACUCGGAUCCUUCAAAGGGAUGCAGACGCUCGUGGACACCGUACGCGGCGACGUUGCUGCACUCCGCACUGAAGUAAGCCAAAAGUCUACUGCCAUCGCUCUUUUAGAGAAGUCCAUUGACGACGUCAAGAGACAAGCGCUCGCCAGCGCCACAGCGAGAGAAGUGCCGUCAUUUACUUGUCUUCCCAUUAACCCCGCCACGACGGCGGGUGCAGUCAAGGCGACGCCGGCCACGGAGGCUUUGGGAACACCAGCGAACGCUUUCGCCUUUGGUGGUGGCCCUACCACUUUGGCUGCCGCGGCUGGGACGGGGUUUGCCUCUGCUGCGAAGGCCGACGAAACUUCUUCUGGGCCUGCGGUCAAGAAUAAAAACCCUUUUUCGUUUGGUGGAUCCACAACAGGCGUGCCGCCGGCGACUGCGUCGGGGUUCGGGGCUCCCUCUGUGCCGGUGGCGACGCCCGCCGCAGUCUCCACGUUAAUGCCCAAAAAUCCGUUUUCCUCGGCGAGUGUAACAACCGUUAAUGCUUCCGGCUCCAGUAAUGCGAUGGCUUCGACCGAGCUCACCAAAGGAGGAACAACUACAACAAAUGUGACGGCCACCGCUGCACCGGCUGCUCCGUCUAGUAAUUUUGGCAAUGCACCCGCCUCCCCCUUUAGCGCCAUGCCUGCAGAAGAGGGCAAUGUAUCCACCGCCAAAACGGGGUUUGGGUUCCUAGUGGAGUCCGCCAAACCGCCAGCAACGUCGCAGGAGGCUGUGGCUACUGCUGUCUCCGCCGCCAUCCCUAAUCGCUUUAGCACCCCCUCAGGGGUUGGGGGUUUCACUGCUCCCCCCAGCGCCUCCACCGCGACGGCGUUUUCUCCGUUUGAUUCAGCGGGUGCUUCUUCGACUGCGCCGUCAAACCCGUUUGGUGCGCCGCCACCCAAGGGCACUACCUCUGUUUCCUUUCGUGAGUCGUUGCAGUCCGUUCAGGACGUUUCUGCCGCCCCCUUCGGUGUGCCGGGGGAAGCGUCGUUUGCCAAGCCCCUAACUUCCAGAGUCAUAUUCAAUACGGGCGAAGAGCCGGCUGCAGACAAAGAACCGCGCGUCUUCCACGAAAAAAAACGGGCCAACAGACGCUACUAG
This is a messenger RNA of Trypanosoma rangeli, 1755 nucleotides long. RefSeq lists its product as uncharacterized. The record is from RefSeq and is a predicted model, not a curated record. NCBI's taxonomy places the organism in Eukaryota, Euglenozoa, Kinetoplastea, Trypanosomatida, Trypanosomatidae. The transcript has a single exon. Bases 1 to 1755 code for a protein of 584 amino acids.